UAAGUCACUCCCAGAAGGUGGGGCCCCGAGCCCAGUCCCGGAAGGGCCAGGUUCUAACUCAUCCCUGGAGGGCUCACCCCACCGGAUCCGUGCCCAAGCUGAGCUCUGUGAAAGCAGCCUCCUACCUGGAUCCUUGCAAGGUCUCCUGCAGCACCUGCCCAGAUGCCAGGAGCUGGGGCCCCCAGGGGCCAGGGUCAGCCCCCUGCCGGGAUGGGCACUGUGGGCCGGCCCUGGGUCCUCCUGUUCAUCUACGUGCUGACCACCCUGGAGCUCACCUGCCUCUUCAUGCAGUUCUCCAUCAUACCAUACCUAUCCCGGAUGCUGGGCCUGGAUUCUGUCACCUUUGGCUACCUGCAGACCACCUUUGGUGUGUUUCAGCUGCUGGGAGGACCAGUGUUCGGCAGGUUUGCGGACCAGCGCGGGGCGCGGGCCGCGUUCACCAUAUGUUCCCUGGCGGCCUCCGCACUCUACCUGCUCCUGGCGGCUUCCUGCAGCCCGGCCCUGCCCGGGGUGGCCUUGCUCUUCGCCUCGCGCCUGCCCGCGGCGCUCAUGCACACGAUGCCCACCGCCCAGAUGGUCAUCACCGACCUGUCUACGCCCGAGGAGCGCCCCACGGCCUUGAGCCGGCUCGGCCUCUGCUACGGCGUCGGCACCAUCCUCGGCUCCCUGCUCGGUGGGACCCUGAGCACCGCUUACGGGAUUCAGUGUCCAGCCAUCAUAGCUUUUCUGCUCAACCUCCUGGGAGCCAUCCUCAGCUUCACCUGCAUCCCCGUCAGCACCAAGAGGGCCAGCGCCCAGGGCCAGGCUGACCCCCCAGGCAAACCCAAGGCCAGCGUGUUUGACCUGAAGGCCAUCACCCGCCUCCUGCUGCAGCCAGGUGUUCUCCCAGUGUUCCUCAUCAAGGUGAUCUCCGGCUUCCCCUCAGGGCUCUUCACGGUCAUGUUCUCCAUCAUCUGCAUGGAAUUCUUCAGGCUGGAGUCCGCCCAGGCCGGCUACCUCCUGUCCUUCUUCGGGCUUCUGCUGAUGAUCACCCAGGGCGUAGUCAUUGGGCAGCUGAACAAGCACUUCUCGGAGGGAACGCUGCUCCAGGCCAGCGUGCUGGUCUUCUGCAUGGUGGGACUCGCCAUGGCCUCCAUGUCCAGUGUCCUCCACUUCUGCGUCCUGAUGCCUGGCUUCAUCUUCAGCCUGUGCACCCUCAACGUGGUCACGGACAGCAUUCUGACGAAGGCCGUCUCGACCUCGGACACGGGGACCAUGCUCGGCCUCUGCGCCUCUGUGCAGCCGCUGACCCGCACCGUGGGGCCCACCCUGGGUGGCCUCCUGUAUCGAAGCUUCGGUGUCCCUGUCUUUGGCCAUGUGCAGUUUGCCGUCAACUUCCUCGUCCUCCUGGUCCUCUGGAGGCAGCCUCUGCCCCAGAAGAGGAACAGAGUCCAGUGACCUUGGCCCCUGGGCAUAGACUGCCAAUAAAUUCCCUCGGAACUUC
This is a messenger RNA of Rhinolophus ferrumequinum (greater horseshoe bat), 1483 nucleotides long. It is a transcript of the gene SLC67A1, whose product is annotated as solute carrier family 22 member 18. Lineage: Eukaryota; Metazoa; Chordata; Mammalia; Chiroptera; Rhinolophidae. The record is from RefSeq and is a predicted model, not a curated record. Gene Ontology annotation, biological process: transmembrane transport. The coding region runs from base 163 to 1437 and encodes 424 amino acids. The transcript has 11 exons. Gene Ontology annotation, molecular function: transmembrane transporter activity.